UGCUUGCACCCACCCCAGGACAGUCUCCCCAGGGCCCCGCGGGGACCAGGUGUCUCGGCGCCAAGAUGUGGCUUUGGCUCUGGCUGCUCCUCCUCGCAGCACAGCUGGCAGCUCUCCGCGGCAGCUCUUUGCUCCAGCAGACCCCUGGGGAGAAGGUGGUCCAGACCAACACCGCGGUGAGCCUAACCUGUGAAGACAAAAUCUCCCAAAACAGGCCUAUCUACUGGCUGAGACAGCGCCAGGCCCCAAGCGCGGACAGUCACCAUGAGUUCCUGGCCGCCGUGGAUUCUAAGAAGGCGCCUGUGUACGGCAAGGACGUGAGGGAGGAGAGGCUCAGUGUGAGUCAGGUGGCAUCCAAGUCAGUGCUCACCCUCGGGAGCGCGCAGCCUGCAGACAGCGGUGUCUACUUCUGCAUGACCAUCGGGACCCCCACGCUGACCUUCGGCAAGGGAACCCUGCUGACCGUGGUUGACGUCCUUCCCACCACUGCCAAGCCCACCACCAAGUCCACCCCUAAGAAGAUCAGGUGCCGGCCCCCAAGCCCGGUGCCUCGGAAGGGCCCGCCGUGUGGCCCCCUGACCCUCGGCCUGCUGGUGACGGGCGCCGUGAUCCUGCUAGUGGCCCUGGGUGUGGCCAGUCACCUGUACUGCCAGCGGAGGAGAGCCCGGAUCCGCUUCAUGAAGCAGCUUCAUAAAUGAGCAGAGACUAUGCUGCUGGUGUCCGGCAACAGAGAUACCUGGUCAGGAAAGAGCGAGAUGUGGAGAGAGGAGUGAGAGGGACACGCUGCCUGGGAAUUUCACUGAACUGCUGGAGCUGCCUGCUUUCACCACUGCAAGUUCUUCCUGUGGGCCUCGUGCGUGCUGGUCAUCUGGCCCCGGAGCACUUCCUGCAGCUCCGGGCACACGGGAGGACUGAAUCAGAAAAGCCACCCACACCACUUCCGCUCCCUGCCUGUCCUGGCCCAGCCCAGAGCCUGUGGUGUUGGCCAUCUAGCCACCAUCUGCAAGUUAUUGUACUUUGCCCUGUUGGGCCAUGACCUGGACUUCUGAGACUUGGGGCAGCGCUGCAUGGCUCCCCUUGUCCUCACAGGGAGCCCGGGGACCAGACCCAGAGGGAGGGCUGGCCCGGCUCUCAUCAUACACGUGUCUGCGGACCUCCUCUGGGGCUGGGAACUGGUGGUUGGGGGUGCAGGAGGUCAUGUCACCUCCCAUUAGGAACUUCCUUGCCUUUCAAUUCUGCCAUCUCAUGGCUUGUAUAUUUCUUCUCUCACUUUCCCUUCUUUUUAUAAAAAUGUCUUGGUUGUAAAAAUAAAGUCCUAAGCAAAAAA
Pipistrellus kuhlii (Kuhl's pipistrelle) is the source of this 1327-nucleotide messenger RNA. RefSeq names its product CD8b molecule (gene CD8B). The coding region runs from base 66 to 698 and encodes 210 amino acids. The record is from RefSeq and is a predicted model, not a curated record. Gene Ontology annotation, cellular component: cell surface. The transcript is spliced from 6 exons. NCBI's taxonomy places the organism in Eukaryota, Metazoa, Chordata, Mammalia, Chiroptera, Vespertilionidae. Gene Ontology annotation, molecular function: coreceptor activity; MHC class I protein binding. Gene Ontology annotation, biological process: regulation of immune response.